AUGAAAAGCACCCCGCUGAUAAUUAACUGGCACGAGUCGAAUUUGCCCAUCUAUUCUGCAGAUUUUCAGAAGGGGGACAAGGGAAGAUUGGCCACCGGAGGGGGAGACAACAACGUCAGAUUAUGGAGAUUAGAAUCUGAUGGAGAAGACCGGAAAAUCGACUAUCUAGCUACCCUAGCAAAACAUACCCAAGCUGUCAACUGUGUUCGAUGGGCUCCUCGAGGAGACCUACUGGCCUCGGCUGGAGAUGACGGAAAUAUUAUAUUGUGGGUGCUGGACGAGAACAAGACUGCUACGCCUCUGUUUGGAGGAGAUGGCGUUGAGGACAAGGAGGUCUGGCGCACGAAACAUAUGUGUCGAUCAUCCGGUGCUGAAAUCUAUGAUCUUGCAUGGUCACCAGAUGGCAUCUACUUCAUAAUUGGGAGUAUGGACAAUGUUGCUCGGAUAUAUAAUGCUCAGACUGGUCAACUUAUCCGUCAGAUUGCUGAACAUCAGCACUAUGUUCAAGGCGUGAGUUGGGACCCCCUCAACGAAUACAUAGCAACUCAAUCCUCCGAUCGAUCCGUACACAUAUACACCCUCAGAACAAAGGACGGGCAGUUCACUCUUGACAACCGGGAAGAACCCAAAAGAGUAGGGGUAAAUUUGAAAAUGGAUUUACCCGGACGACGGAUUUCUUCGAGCAGUCCUGCACCUCCCGACCCCGGUUUCCGCCCACAACUCUCAACAGAAUCAUUUGGUAAUGCGGUAGGCUCCCCAGCACCUUCAUGUCCAGGUACGCCAACAUCUGUGGCGUUACCAAUGAACCCGCCGAGUACCAUCAGCCAUAGCAGGAGAUCCUCUUUUGGUGCGGCUUCCCCUGCUAGGUCCAUGCGACGAUCAGCAUCACCAGCGCCAUCGAUGCCCUUACCAGCUGUUAUGCCCAUGGAACCCUCCCCAAAACCUUACACCAGCCUGGGAGUGAAGAAUGCAAACAUUUAUGCCAAUGACACACUGAAGUCUUUCUUUCGUCGAUUAACUUUCACACCGGACGGCAGUCUUCUCUUUACCCCUGCUGGACAGUAUCAGACGCAGCAUCGUGGUUCCGACGAGUCUGCUAAGAAUUCUUAUGAGGUCAUCAAUACCGUCUACAUUUACACAAGAGGCGGUAUCAAUAAGCCUCCUAUAGCUCAUCUUCCGGGGCACAAGAAACCUUCAGUCGCUGUCAAAUGCUCGCCGAUCUAUUAUGUCCCAAGAAAAUCACCACCUCAGACAAAACAUAUCACGAUUGAUACUUCAUCAUCAGAGGAUUUUGCGAAUGCCCUACCAGAACCUGCGGUUGCUCCCAAGUCACCAUCACAUUCUGUCAUGGAACCACCUCCAUCACCGAGAUCAAAGCCCCUGGAAGAGGAGGCGAGUGCCUCGACGCCAGGCCCCACAAUGGCGUUUUGCUUGCCGUAUCGCAUGAUGUACGCGGUUGCAACAGAAGAUUCAGUUCUAGUGUCAAAUGAUGGCCUUACAUUACUCAUGACUUCAUCCGAUGGUUUCUGCUCCACAUUGACCUUUGCCCCUGGCGAGCUUGGUCAGAUAUACACCGGCGAAGUUCCAACAGCCAAACACCCGACCCUCAGCAGCACUGCUGUCACGUCUCAAAAUACACCGAUGGCCACGCCUACCUCGAUCAUAACCCCACCAUCUCCCUUUCCACCCUCCAAUCACCAGCGUACCUCAUCCAACCUCUCAGUCGCCCCUUCACCCCCUCCGGCGCCUGUUGGCCCAGCCGUUCAGCCUUCCUCACCCACACGCUCGAACUCAACCUCUUCGAUAGCAACACAGUCCUCAUACGCCAAUCCUCCGGCUGGAACGAUCAUUAGCAAUCCACCGCUCGUAGCGGGUAGUCUCCCAGGUAUCGUGGCGGGGAACACAGGCCUGGGAUUUAUGUCCAGCAUUCCGAUGACGACACCACCACAGACACCGAGGAGUACAACAAGUAGCGUCGGUGGGGUCAAGAGGGAUGCUUCCGAGAGUGAGAGAGAGGACGGCGGGCAAGAUAAGAAGAAACGCAGGAUAGCGCCUACUCUAGUGAGCAGCGACCAGAAUCCGGAGUCGAGCAACGGAUCCGCGACAUAG
Amorphotheca resinae ATCC 22711 is the source of this 2109-nucleotide messenger RNA. RefSeq lists its product as hypothetical. The transcript has 5 exons. The record is from RefSeq and is a predicted model, not a curated record. Gene Ontology annotation, molecular function: protein binding. The coding region runs from base 1 to 2109 and encodes 702 amino acids. NCBI's taxonomy places the organism in Eukaryota, Fungi, Ascomycota, Leotiomycetes, Helotiales, Amorphothecaceae. Gene Ontology annotation, cellular component: nucleus; CAF-1 complex. Gene Ontology annotation, biological process: DNA replication-dependent chromatin assembly; nucleosome assembly.